AUGGACCAUUAUUUGACGACAUACCGAAAGGACUACCUCUGGCCUAAUCUACCCGGUUCCGGAAGUGGGGGUGGCAUUGUUGAAUCCCCGAAGCUAUCAGGUCAAGAAUUAGCAUUCUAUCAAGCAUGUAUGCAACAUACAAGACCGCCAGAUUGCCGCUGCCCGCAGUAUUCUGGAGAGGAAGUACAGCUGCCACCAGGGAAAGAGGGCGGUUGGAGUAGAAAUGAGAUAAUGGGACCAAUGUUGGAUCCUAAACUGUACCCAGUACGAGUUGGAGCCAGCCCCGAGACCGCAUCAUCGCGAUAUGACCAACCCAACGCAUUUUUGGACAAAUUGCAGUCAAAAUACCCGAUGCUGUAUAGCAUCUUACAAAACGAGGCAUCACCAGAGCUGAAACAGAGGAUAGAUAGAGAUAGAAAUAAAUCCACGUAUCAAGUUGAUUACUGCGAAUCAGGCCCGGGUGCGAAGUUCGAAGGAUUGCAACGCGCCUCUGAUGAAAGCGGUACCGGACCUUGUGCGCAGCCUAUGAGGCUUCCAGGGGACCCUUGUCGAGUGGGUCCAAAGCCGAGGAUGACCACACCGAAGACCAUCUCCAAACAGGGUGGAGCAGGCGCCGAUCCAAGGGCUAAAUGCGAAACAACGUCUGCCGUCCCGCCCCUCGGCAAGACAGAAUAUCAAGACAAUGUAUCCAAGUUGGGCGGGAUCAUUAUGAGAGAUAAAUUACACAGAAAAUAA
Pieris macdunnoughi is the source of this 735-nucleotide messenger RNA. The record is from the annotation of a GenBank genome assembly. NCBI's taxonomy places the organism in Eukaryota, Metazoa, Arthropoda, Insecta, Lepidoptera, Pieridae.